AUCACUCUUGAGCCUAGAGAGGGCGAGAGGCACGCUGCGCGCUACAUGACCUACAUUGCCUGGGAAGCAAAGAACCGAAGGGAUCCACAGAGCACCACGGUCCCUGCUAGUUCAGCGCCUGUCGUUGCUGGACCGGUGAUCAAGAGCGCCUCGAUGGCACCGCCAAACGAGAAGCCACUGACCGAACAGGCUCUGUUGAUCGUGCUUUUCGACCUUGGCACAAGCACCGGGUUCAAGAAAGCGCAAGACGGCUCUCGACCGCAAGUGACGCCUAUUACCGGUCAACAGUGUCCUCGGCUGUGCAUUCGGGGUUUGCUCGGCCCGCACGCUUACCCCUGUCUCGACCUUUUCGAGGCCCGUUCAACCUUGGUGGACAUUCUGUCGUCUAGCUCUGAUCCCGCACCAAACCCUCUCAACAUCAUCGAAAAGCCCAUGUGGAAUGAGCGCAUCCAGCCCGAGUCGGAUUCCAUUUAG
This is a messenger RNA of Mycosarcoma maydis (corn smut), 474 nucleotides long. RefSeq lists its product as uncharacterized. The annotation marks the transcript as partial. The record is from RefSeq and is a predicted model, not a curated record. The transcript has a single exon. NCBI's taxonomy places the organism in Eukaryota, Fungi, Basidiomycota, Ustilaginomycetes, Ustilaginales.